UCAUUAUGUCAGGUGUUCCAGAAUCAAAUGCUUCUUCUCAAGCUUCUCGAGGAAGCAAAAGAAAAUGGGUUCCCGAGGAAGAUGCAGCAUUAGUUUCCUGCAUGGUGGACCUGCACAAUGUUGGAACAUUUAAUGCUGAUACCGGGUUCAAAGCCGGUUAUUUGAACGAGUUGGAAAGAAUGCUACAAACAGUUUUACCAAAUGCAAUGUUGAAGGUGAAACCUAAUAUUGAAUCAAGGAUUAGGUUACUUAAAAGGGAGUGGUCAAUCGUCUACGACAUGCUUAAUGGCCAAAACAAUAGCGGUUUUGGUUGGGACGAGCAUAGGCAGCUCGUUGUUGCUGAAGAUGCGGUUUGGGAGUCCUAUUUAAAGAGUCACAGAGAAGCCGCUCAAUUCAGAUAUCGUACUUUCCCUUACUACGACCAGCUUACUACCAUAUACGCAAGAGAUCGAGCAACUGGGAAAGAUGCUCAAACAGUUGCUGAUGUUCUUGAAGAAAUAAAUGCUGAGGAUGUUCGUACUACAGGUAUGGAUGAAGAAAGAAACUCAUUCUAUGAUCAAGGUCGACAUCCCUUUGGAUGA
This is a messenger RNA of Gossypium raimondii (Peruvian cotton), 581 nucleotides long. RefSeq lists its product as uncharacterized. The coding region runs from base 6 to 581 and encodes 191 amino acids. Lineage: Eukaryota; Viridiplantae; Streptophyta; Magnoliopsida; Malvales; Malvaceae. The record is from RefSeq and is a predicted model, not a curated record. The transcript has 2 exons.